Armigeres subalbatus is the source of this 829-nucleotide messenger RNA. RefSeq lists its product as uncharacterized. NCBI's taxonomy places the organism in Eukaryota, Metazoa, Arthropoda, Insecta, Diptera, Culicidae. The transcript has 2 exons. The record is from RefSeq and is a predicted model, not a curated record. Bases 179 to 793 code for a protein of 204 amino acids.
CGAAAAUCAUAUGGUUUUCCUCGUGCACGCACGUUACCGUUGUUCCGUAGUCUAGUCAGUCUAGUAGUGUCUAAUUUAAUUCUGUUUAAAAGGAUAAGCUAUAGUUUUGUUGUCCAAAUUACGAGUGAGAACUAGUAAUAAUUAUUAGAUGUUAUCAAAAUUGUGCUGAAAUUCAAACAUGUCAGUGAUAUCUUCACCGAGCGAAACGCAGAAGGAAUCCCAAGAAAAGCUCGUCACCUUUUGUCAACUGUUGGCGCAAACCUACCGCCAACUGCGCGCCCUCACCAGCACCGAGCGAUCCAACGUGGACAAAACGCUGGCCAAAGCUUCGCGCUACGAACUAAUCCGUAGGGUCAACUACUCAGCAACGAGCUCUUGCUACUCGGAACGGCAAAUUGAGCAAACCCAAACCGAGUGCCUCCACGAGAUCAACAACCGAUUGAUCGCCACCGGUGAGCUGAUACACGAAACGACCAACGAGUUCUACAAGCUGCUCCGCAGCUACCAAGACCUUCAGCAAACCGCCCAGAAAUUGGACUGGUCCACGACCAGCAAGUGUGCUCUAAUUAACGGAGGAGUAAAGCAAAAACCUCUCGAAUAUUAUAUCCAGGAAGGCCACCGGAUAGUGUACCAACUGAGUGCGGUGACUACCCGUAUCAAGCUGGUUUUUGGCGCGGUGGAUUUUCAACGCGCCGAUACGAUACAAAAACUGCGCGACUGUCUGAAGCUUUCGGAAGAAUUAGAUUUAUAUUUGCGGGAGUUUAUGGUUUAUAGUUCGUUCAUUGUAAAAUAAAUAUGAUUUUACAUUAGUAAUACGGAAAAACUAAAA